GGACAGCGGCAUGAGGCAGCAGCUGCGUUCAGACUUCUCCUGCCACUUCCUCCUUCUUCCUCCCCACAAAUACUAAACAAAGCAGCCCACAAUCGAGCGAGAGAUUGAGAGAGCUGCGGCCGCAAGAAACAGCGAGGCAGCAGCGCGGCGAGCCCUUGACCCUUCCUCGCAGAUCCAGCGGCGGCGGGUGCUCCCAGCGGGCGCGCCGAUGAUGCACGGCCCCGCGGGAGGGAGCGGCGGCGGCGGCGGGCACGGGCUGGGCGGCACGAGGGUGCCCACGUGGAGGGAGCGGGAGAACAACCGGCGGAGGGAGCGGCGGCGCCGGGCGAUCGCCGCCAAGAUCUACACCGGCCUCAGGGCCUACGGCAACUACAACCUCCCCAAGCACUGCGACAACAAUGAGGUCCUCAAGGCGCUCUGCAACGAGGCCGGCUGGGUCGUCGAGCCCGACGGCACCACCUACCGCAGGGGAUGCAAACCUCCUCCACAGGCGCGUCCUGAUCCAAUGAGGUCUGCUUCGGCAAGCCCCUGCUCUUCAUACCAGCCGAGUCCACGGGCCUCGUACAACCCGAGCCCUGCGUCCUCCUCCUUCCCGAGCUCCGGAUCCUCUUCCCACAUCACUCUCGGUGGCGGGAACAACUUCAUUGGUGGCGUCGAGGGAAGCUCCCUCAUCCCGUGGCUGAAGAACCUCUCGUCGAACCCGUCAUUCGCCUCCUCCUCCAAGCUCCCACAGCUCCACCACCUCUACUUCAACGGAGGCUCCAUCAGCGCCCCGGUGACGCCCCCGUCCAGCUCCCCGACGCACACGCCUCGCAUGAAGACCGACUGGGAGAGCCAGUGCGUUCUGCCGCCAUGGGCCGGGGCGAACUACACCUCCCUGCCCAACUCCACGCCGCCGAGCCCCGGCCACCACGUCGCGCCAGACCCGGCGUGGCUGGCCGGGUUCCAGAUAUCGUCCGCCGGGCCCUCGUCGCCGACGUACAACCUUGUCUCGCACAACCCCUUUGGGAUCGCGCUUGCGAGCUCGUCGAGGGCGUGCACCCCUGGGCAGAGCGGGACCUGCUCCCCGGUGAUGGGCGACCACGCGCCGGCUCACCACGACGUCCAGAUGGAGAUGGCCGACGGGGCGCCGGAUGACUUCGCGUUCGGCAGCAACAGCAACGGCAACAAUGGGUCGCCUGGGCUGGUGAAGGCGUGGGAAGGGGAGCGGAUACACGAGGAAUGCGCGUCGGACGAGCUGGAGCUCACCCUCGGGAGCUCGAGGACCCGUGGAGAGCAGCCCUUCUGAUCAUGGCAUCGUGCUGCUGCUGCAGUGUCCGUCUCUUCUUCGCCUGGGCUUAUCCUUCAUCAUACUUACUUUGGGCUGCGUUCUGAUGUUCUACAAGCCCUGCGUUCUGAUGUUCUACAAGUCGGGUGUUCGUCGAAAGAGAGAAGGGAGUUGAGGGAUCGUUUCGACGGUCCUCUGCAGAUGAUAUCCAUCCUCUUUCGGGGGUCUGGUCUGGACUUAUUUUAGCUACAUUAUGCAACUUUGUUAGCUUAUUUCUUCUUUUUUUUCUUACUUAAGCAAAAAAAAAAAAAUGAAAGAUGGAAAAACGGCAAGGAAUGCUGGCAGGACACCCUGGGCAUGUUGAAGAAAUGGAAUGGCGGAGGCCAUUUGUCAUCAGUAGGCAAAGCAGUAGAUGCAAGUCUUGUGGCAUUUGCAAUGAAAACCAAGCUUCAGUUGUCCUUGAUAUGACUGUUGUCGCCGCACUCUGUCAGAAGUGUGUAGUACUGCUACUACAUUGUAUGUGGUGGACCAUUCUCUUCAUUCAUUGAUUCUUUGUGUC
Triticum dicoccoides is the source of this 1826-nucleotide messenger RNA. RefSeq names its product protein BZR1 homolog 3-like. The transcript is spliced from 2 exons. The record is from RefSeq and is a predicted model, not a curated record. Gene Ontology annotation, molecular function: DNA-binding transcription factor activity. Gene Ontology annotation, biological process: brassinosteroid mediated signaling pathway; DNA-templated transcription. Lineage: Eukaryota; Viridiplantae; Streptophyta; Magnoliopsida; Poales; Poaceae. Bases 209 to 1288 code for a protein of 359 amino acids.